Truncatella angustata is the source of this 650-nucleotide messenger RNA. RefSeq lists its product as uncharacterized. The record is from RefSeq and is a predicted model, not a curated record. The coding region runs from base 15 to 302 and encodes 95 amino acids. The transcript has a single exon. NCBI's taxonomy places the organism in Eukaryota, Fungi, Ascomycota, Sordariomycetes, Amphisphaeriales, Sporocadaceae.
AUCGCUUCUCGGGAAUGACUGGCGAAGCCACCGACAUUGCGUUGAGAAAGUCCAUGUAUGCAAUCGGCGGACUGAUGGGAGUCUUGGUAAAUUCCUCCUUAAAGGUAGGGGGUACAGCUGACAAGGGCGUCCUCGCCGACAGAGCAGAAAGCUCCGAGGGGAAUGUUGCCGUGACAGGAGUUGUCAACUGCGGGAGCUUGGGCUUGCUGGUGGGCUUCAUGUCGUCGGUAUUGACGGUUGAGUGUCUUAGUGCGGUAUUGUGUGAUGUGAUAUAUCGACACAAGCUUAAGUCAAGCGAAUGACUCAAGAGGUGGAGGUGGGUAGGAGGGCUGCCGACCAAGCUGCACUGACAAGUCGCCGUUGAAGAGGGAAGAUCCGGCAGUUGUGGUAGGGAGCAGGUGGAAGUUGGAAGAGGGAAGCAAUGGCUAUAAUAUGUAUGUAUGUGAUCCCGUCACGGCUAAGAGCCAAGCGCAGUGGUGUCUUGGAGGUAGAUUGGCCAAGGCGGGUCCUGUUUUGUUUCACGCGCGCGAGGGGGGCUCGGAAACCUUGCCAGCAGACGCUGAGACGAGGGCGCCAAACGGCAAAGCUUUGAGCUAAACCUUCGCUAGAAACGCUAGAAUCAAUGUGACUGAUCCAAGCGGAUGGGUGUG